Molecule: messenger RNA, 1255 nt
Organism: Engraulis encrasicolus (European anchovy)
Lineage: Eukaryota; Metazoa; Chordata; Actinopteri; Clupeiformes; Engraulidae
Gene: parvg
Product: parvin, gamma
Exons: 11
Coding region: 12-917 (301 amino acids)
Biological process (GO): substrate adhesion-dependent cell spreading; cell projection assembly; establishment or maintenance of cell polarity
Cellular component (GO): focal adhesion; cytoplasm; actin cytoskeleton
Molecular function (GO): actin binding
Source: RefSeq, a predicted model, not a curated record
AAAAAAGGCAGAUGAUUCAGCCAACAUUUCUAAACGACCCCAAGCUGAAGAAGCUCAAAGAAGUGCUGCUGGACUGGAUAAAUGCCACCCUGAAGGCAGAACACAUCGUGGUGCUGAGCCUGGAGGAGGACCUCUUUGAUGGGCUGGUGUUUCAUCAUCUCCUGGGCAGACUAGCCAAUGAGCACGUGUAUGUGGAGGAAAUUGCCAUAACAACCGAGGCCCAGGUGAGGAAGCUGAGCAUCAUAAUGGAGAUCCUGAAUGACAAGCUGGGUGUCACCGAGGAGACCGCAAAAUGGAGUGUUUCACUCAUCCACGGCAAGGACCUGUUGGCCACCCUUCAUCUCCUGGUUGCCAUGGCAAAGCGCUUCCAGCCCGACCUGCCCCUGCCCCCCAACGUCAGCGUGGAGGUCGUCAGCUUUGAGGUCAGCAAAAGUGGAAUCAAGUCUGAUAAACACACCGAGCACAUCACCGAGGGUCAGAGCAACCCAGACAAAGGCUCCUCGGACAGCGUCUCGGAGGCGGGAAAGGAUUCAGAGAAGCAAGACCUGAUUGAUGAGCUCAUGCUCCUUGAACCUCAUAAGAUCUCUGCAUUUAAACAGGCCAUCCUUCACUUUGUUAACAAGAACAUGUCACCCCUCGGCCUACAGGUGACAGAAAUAGAGAAGCAGUUUGCAGAUGGUGUGAUGUUGCUGUUGCUGAUUGGGCAGCUGGAGGGCUUUUUCAUCCCCCUCUAUGAGUUCACCCUCAGCCCCUCCUCUGACCCCGAAAUGCUACACAAUGUCACCUUGGCCCUGGAGAUACUCUGCGACAGAGAUAUACAGGUGGACAAUGUUGACGCUCAAGGCAUCGUGUCCCAGGAUGUCAAAGCUACGCUGAGGGUCCUGUACGCAUUAUUCAAGAAGCACAAGAGUAGAUGAACUUUCAAGAGACCAAUGGCAACACAUGAACUAUGAACCGCUCAGCGCUACUGCUACCUCAAGUCAAAACAGCUUGUCCAAACAUGUCAGGAAGACAGAUUCAGAUUAGAUGGCUUUUGUUUUGCUUUCUUGCCCGCUCUGUUUUUACGAAACUGCCUCUCACAUUUAUCAUUCUGUAAUUACCAUUAGUCAAGGGCAUCCAGAGCCUUUGUGCGAUGACCAUGACACAUCCAUCCAUCCAUCCAUCCAUCCAUCCAUCCAUCCAUCCAUCCAUCCAUCCAUCCAUCCAUCCAUCCAUCCAUCCAUCCAUCCAUCCAUCCAGCCAUUCAUCCAUCCAU